AUGCCCUCGGAGUCCCCCGUGAACCUCGCGGACCGCGGGCUGGCGUCGCAUCCGAUCCCCCCGGACAUCGCCGGGUCGCCCGGCAUCCCGGACCGCGGGCCGAUCGCGCCGGGCAGCAUGCCGGUCAGCACCAACGUGCUCGCGUGGCGCUGGGGGCUCGCGACGGAGGGCCCGGCGUGCGAGGGCGCGACGCGCGCGGACCCGGCGCGGCUGGCCCGCGCGAGCGUGGCCCGCAGCGGCAUGUCGGGCGCCACGAACCGGAUGCUGGCCAACAGCAUCGCGCGGGAGGCCGAGUCGACCCCGAAGGCGUUCGUGCACAUCCAGUCGCUGGUGCAGCGGCAGCAGCAGGACCGCCGCAAGGGCGACGUGGCGCGCCCCACGCGCGGGAUGUUUAUGUUCCAGCCGUACUCGCAGCAGCCGCCGCUGGACAUGUCGACCGAGGAGGUGGAGGCCGUGGUGGAGGCGGUGCUCGGGCCGGGGCCGACGGGGCGCGCGAGCAACGGCACGCUCCCGGAGGACAUCCCCGCGGAGAUGGAGGAGGUGUUCACGGGGCUGCUGGUGAAGCUGAUCGUCGACAUGUGGCUCAAGUGCGGGCCCGAACAGGCGCUCCCGCUGGCGCUGAUUCUGCUCGUCAAGGCCCUCGGAUGCACGCACAUGGCGUGGCGGUGCCGUGUGUUCGACGUGCUGUUCAACCUGGCGCUGCACGGGUCGCUGCUCGAGGCGCCGCCCGACGCCGGAGCGCAGGGGCGCUCGCUGUCGGACCACUUCCGCGCCAUGCUGCGCCCGAUCCUCUGGGAGCUCCUCACGCAGCUCGCGGAGACCGAGGAGUCCGAGCCGCAAGUGUGGCAGUCGGCCCUCAGCUGCUUCCUCCUGAUGGCGAGCGAGGGCGGCGUGUUGUUGCGGCGGCACUGCGAGCACGUGCCCAUGCAGGCCCUGCGGCAGUUCCUGCUCUUCUGCCAGCUCCAGUCGUGGAGCCCGGUGCUCUACCAGCACCUCCAGGCCCUCACGUGCAACCUCCUCUUCGUCGUCCAGUCCCCGUCCAGCGCGCCUCUGAGCAAGGCGCACUGGUCGGAGAUGCAGCUCAGUCAGAAGCGGCUGGACGACCUCGGCGGCAUCACGUGGGUCGUCCAGCAGUACCAGGAGGCGCAGGAGGCCCCUGCGCGGCAGGCCUUCAUGACCGUCAUCCUCGACUACACCGUGCAGAAGGUGUUCUCGGAGGAGCUGGACGACGGCGCGUCGGACCAGGAGCUGGUGCAGUGGAUAGCGACUGUGUGGAACAGCCUGGCCAUGUGGGACGUGCUGCACCCUUACGCCGUCACGCAGCGGCACAACUGGAAGACGGACGUCCGCACGUGGACCGAGUCAGCCAUCGAGCGCGGCCCCGCGGAGAGCUCGGUCUCCUCCUGGGUCACGACCGGGCAGCGCCCCGGCCGCGUCGCCGCCGGCGCCUCCGAGCGCCGCCUGCUCGAGACCGUCCUCCGCAAGAUGGAGAGCCUCUUUGCCGGCGACGACGACGCCGAAGCCGCAGGGUUGCCGGAGGAGUUGGUGGAGCACAAGAACGCCACGAUAGAGAGCGUGCACUUCCCGCGGCACCCCGGCGUGGAGGAGUCGUGGGAGGCGCUGGAGAAGGCGAUGUACACCAUGGGCGAGCAGCGGGACCCGCUGAAGGUGUGGAUCGCGGAGAUCCUGGAGCGCGUGGCCACCAAGGAGCACGCGGCGUACUGCUCGCGGGGCAAGGGCGACCGCGACAGACCGCAGCCCAUCCCGAGCGUCAAGGCGGCCAGGGGCGUGAAGGAGACGGAGGUGGAGCGGCGGAUCCGGAAGGUGCUGCACGCGAUGUUCGAGCGCGGCGGCCCGGACGCGCCGCUGAUGUUCGUGCACAUCGCGCAGCGGCUCGCGACGUUCGUGGGCGGGUGGCUGCACAGCGGGAUCGAGAUGCCGCGGCCGCCGAACCCAGGGUCGCUGCUCAACGGCCCCCCGACGGUCCAGAGCCUCCCGAUCCUGCUCAGCACCGUGGACUGGCUCAUGCACUACCGCGCCCUCCCCGGAUGCCAGGCUGCCUUCCUGCGGCUCACGCGGCACCUGCUGGCCUGCGUGUGCCGCGGCGACACGUCGAUCGGCGGCUCCGAGACGCUCGUCGCCAGCGAAGGAGCGCCCGCGAGCCCCGGCGGCAACGGCAUCGGCGAGAACGCAGCGCGCACCGCAACCGACAUGAUGGGUCAGCUUGGGCCCAGCAUCUGGCAGGAGGUGACCGGGUCGGUGGAGUCGCCCACUGUGUCGGACACGGCGCUCCGACAGAUACCCGCGGCGACGCUCUACAGCCUGUUCGAUGUGCUGUCUCGGUCGGCGUCGCUGUACACGGCGAGCAACACGUCGGCGUGCGGCCUGUACGCGGUGCCGCUGGAGGCGUCAGACAUCGGGCCGGUGCGUUGGGGCCUGUGGGCGUCGUCGAUCGAGGACCUGCGCCUGCUGCUCCUCGUGCUGCUCCUGGGCAAGUCGGAGGAGAGCCCGGCGGAGCUGGUGGACAGCAAGGGGCAGGACCUGGUGCAGCCGCUGCUGCAGCAGCUGCUCAAGGACGCGGACCCGCGGCUGCAGUACUACGCGUCGGCGUGCCUGCUUCGGCGGAUCCAGGUGAAGAGCCCGGACGUGUACUCGCAGGCGAUGCGGCGGCUGGUGGUGCACGCCCAGCACACCAACGACGAAAAGAUACUCGAGAAUCCCUAUCUGCGCCUCAUGGCCAUGAAGGAGCUCGACCUCGUGCCGUAG
Messenger RNA from Pedinophyceae sp. YPF-701, 2766 nucleotides. The record is from the annotation of a GenBank genome assembly. NCBI's taxonomy places the organism in Eukaryota, Viridiplantae, Chlorophyta, Pedinophyceae.